AUGGCAAACAACGACCGGUUGCUUCCAGAGAAUUUUGUACGCAAUGUGAACGGCUACGCGGAAUAUGUACUGCCAAGCAGAAUAAUUCCAGACUAUGGAAUCAAAUUCCGCGUUCACCACCGCACCGGACAAACCCGAAUAUGGCGGUUAGUUUCAUUAUUAUUUUUGAGAGUAACAAUGAUGAGAAGCUCCGUUUAUAAUGAACGUCUUAAAUUUUGUGAAGCAGAAAUUGCAGAAAAAAACUUUUCUUCGUAAGAUGAACAUUUUUUUCAACGAAACCAAAUUUCUUCACUGAAAUGACAAAACUGUUUUAAAACAUCUUCCAAGCGCAAAAAAACCAUAAUAAAAAAAACUGAGAAAGAUCUACAUUUUCAAAAAAAAAAAAAAUAGUUUGUGAAAGUUUUUUUAGUGUACCAUCAACAGUUUUUUUCAAGUUUCGAGCCAUUAACAGAAACUUUAAGUAUAUUUUUUUGGGCUUCAAAUAACUAUGAUACGUAGACGUUAUGAGAUAUUCUCUCAAUAAUUCUCGUAUACUUGAGAAAACAAAAUGUAAAUUGGAUGAAAAGUCCGAUUAUAACAAUGAAACCCAUAAAAAUUUGCUCUCAUCAUUUUUUUCAAAUUUUGUUCAGAUGCUCCCACUGUGUCCUGUACGACAGAACUGAUCUAUCCGGAAGGACAGGAAAUUACCCAGUCUGGCCGAUCAACGGCCAUACAGCCAAGGAAUGCAGCGGAUUUUGGGAAACUGAGCCAGAUGGAGGAGUUCACAUUUGUGGAUGGCCGAGUACCGAACACUACCUCAAAGUCAGUUUUUCAGAUUUCAAACAGAAGAAGGUGUUUUAAAAGGUCAAAAUACUCCGAAAAAUAAACUUUGAGGAUGUAGAGUCGCAAUUCGGAUUAGGAAGAUAAGUUCUAGUAGAAUAUGAAAAUCAGGAAAGUGUCAAAAAGUUUAUUUCAUGAUGCGAUUUUUCUGUUUUUCAUGAAGUUUAUCAGAAAUAUACUUCAUUUUGCAAAUAUUCAAAGUUUUCUUGAUAUUUGAAAAACUAUUAAUGAAAAAUUUAGAGGAGCAUCGGAAAGUUAUUCAAUGGUCAAAAAAAGGAAAUCAAGUUUUUUACAGUUUUCUUGUUUUUGAGGUUUCAGAAUGCUCAAAAAAUGUUUCUCUUUAUCUCUUUUUUUUCUUCCUUUUCAUUAUCAAUUUUCAGAGAUUAAAAACGGCAGAUGUUGUUCCCACCAUUGAUCACUCGAAAAAAAGAAGUACGCUAACUUUUUCCAAAUCAGUCACAAAGCUCUUCUUUCAGACCGCCCAUAAAAAAACUGUCAAGUACACAGCGAUUGUGAGCGGAUUCCCAGUGACGGAUUGCUUCCAGGUGAACGACGGAAAAGUAAAAAUAUUUUGGAAAAAUUAUUCUUUUACUCCUAUUUCCUCUGUUUCAAAUUGUGUACUUCUGUGCAAUGUUCAUUUCAUAAUAGCCUCCAAUAGUUUUCGAUUCUCAUGUCGACUAUCUCUUGACGGCUUGCAAAUAGCGACCGAUUGUAUCGUCGCUUCGAUUCCUCUGCGUGUCUGCCAUUCAAACAGACGCUGGCGGUUUGCCGCGCCGCAAACAGUCGAUAACACGCGUAGCGGACGCGCCGCGUGCGGUUGCAGCGGAGACGGCAGAGAAGCAGACAAAAAAGGGGGAGGCAAAUGCGGCGGCGCAUGUUUACAUCCAACUUCUUUCUGCCGUUGCUUGGGGGAACCGAAUGGCAUGAAAUAUGAUUUCGGCGUUUUUUGCCAAUGGGAAAAUUCGAUUUUUGAAUGCUUUAUUUUCAUGAACAAAGAGCAAAAAUGGAAAGUUCUAAACUGAUUCAAUUUGGAGAAUUUUUAAAAGAGAGUUUUCCAGAAAUGAAAAAAAUGGAUUACAAUUAAAACAUGUUGGAAAACGCUCUUUGCUGCUCUUUUCAUACAAAGGAGGCAAUUAUUAAGAACCUGAAAUGAUUGAAAAAGUGUAGUUUUUUUGUGCAGGAAUAAUCCCCAAAAUGCACAAUAAAGCGGAUUUUUUUGUUUUUUUAUGUUAUUUUCCAAAGACAUCAGCGUGAAAAAAGUCAAGUAGGCAGCUUUUGAGUUUUAUCUUUUUGAAAACCAAAGAACAACGAAUUUAUUUUGAGCAGUGAACUUUUUUUCCGCCUUUUUCAAAGUGAAAAUGAAUCAAUUCAUCCAAAAAAAAAUUUUUUUACUAUCGAAAAAAACCAAAAAAAAAAAUCAAUACCUUACAUAAAGUUAGGUAUUGACUGAAUAAAGCUAAAAAAAUGUUAUUAAACAAAACUUUCUUCCAAAAUUGAUUUCUUUUUUUAUCUAUGAGUUUUUCAGGACUUGGUCCCACUGAAGGAAUACGAAUUGGAGACGUUCCGCUGCCUGAUCUGCAAUCAACGCCGCCACAAAGCCAAAAUGAUUGUUUUCUUGGCGCACUCGAAAGUAUGCGAAAAGUGGAUUCAUUUGCUUGGUGAGAAAGUAAACGAUCUCUAAAUGUAAUAAAAAAACAUUUUCAGGAGGACAGCCAUUCCGCAGAAAGUUAGAAAGAACUAAGAUGAACCACCAGAGGAUCUGUCGGUCGCACUUUCCUUUCACUGAGAAUUUCGUGAGAUUGAGAUCUCCAGAUAUUCCAAUCAUCCUGGAAGGAACAGAUGUAAACUAAACGCAAUGAAAAAACGGUGAAAGGGUUAUAUUUUUUUUUAGGAAGAAGGAAUGCUCCCAGAGCCUAUCAGAAACGAGCACGACUACCUCUUCACAAGAUCGGUAAAUUCAAUAACUCUUUUUGUUCCAAGCGUCGGCUUUCAGAAGGACCUUUUGCUGUCCGGCGAAUGCUACACCGACGAUGUCAAAGAAGAAGAUCCCUAUGAAGAACUCAGAAGGAGAGAAGCUCUUCGCGACGUUUCCACCGUCAAAACGUUCCCUGUCAACAAACCGGGACGAAGUCCCUUCCAUGGUAAUCCCAUACCACAAGAAUUGUUGCUAUUUCCAUUUCAGGAGCGAUUCUUGGCCGGAAAAGACCAUCUCCUGAGCCUCUCUCAGAAGUCAAGGAAGAAUGUCCUGAUUCGAUGCCCGAGGAAGAAGAAGUUUUACCGCCGCCGCCGCCGAUGAAGAAACUCAAAGGUCUUCCUAUCAAGCAGCUCUGCAGUCCAGCUUCCGCACAAGAACAUGCUGACUGCGCUGCUUGUGUGGCCGCCAAGGCACCCAAACGAGGUAUUUUUGAAAUUUCUAGCAGCAGUUAUUUAUUUUAGAAGGACGGCAAAUGUGUAUUAGUUGGAAAGGUUCAACAGAAAGUUUUCAUUUCCAGGCCGCCCGAAGAAGAGCAAGAAGCGCGGACGCCCAAAGAAGAACGACGAUCUCAACGAUCGUGACGUCUAUUCCAACGUCGCCAAAUAUCAAAAGCCGAAGCCAACAACUGCGCGGACUUUGCAUUUGGGUUAGUGAAAUAUAACAAAGAUUAUGAAAACAAAAAUAAACCGCGAAAAUUUCAGAGCAGGAGAAGCUGGCAAAACAGUCUCAAGGAAGACAAGUAACUCCUUCGAAUCCACCUCCUCAAGUUCCGCAAGAGCCUCGGGUCAUGACUCCUCCGAUAAAAGUCGAAGAAGUCGUGGUUAAAGAAGAGAUCGAAGAUUAUUCUUACGAUCAGGUCAUGGAAUACGACACUGUCGAUGGUAAGGAUUCUUAUUUUCCUAUUUUUUUUCCUAAUUUUCCAAACUUUUUUUUCUAAGUUUUAAGAUAUCAAAGUGAAAUGAAACUUUCUAUCUUUACAUUUGCAGAAAAAGUCGUCAAACAAGAAGUCGAAGCGGAUCCAGGACCAUCCGAGGUGCCAAUGGAUCAACAGCCUUCAACGUCAGCAGACGUAAACACCUACCCUCCUGCUACCUUCGAAGCUGAGCCCAAGACCGAACUCAAGACAGAAGAAUUGGAAUCCGUGCCGGAAUACUUACCAAAUCCUGCCUCUGUGGAGAAAUCGCAUUUUCCGGGUUCAACGGUGCCUGAAAUCACGCAGCAUCCGACCAAGCCGGCGUGCCUUAUUUGCAUGACGGAAUGCAUCAUUACAUAUGAAAAGAACGACCUUUCGGUGAGUUUUAUUUUUGAAAACUGUUUCUUUCAGUAGAACUGUGAUAUAAAAAAAAUAAUGUUGCAAAUAAUCGAAAAAGUUUAAUCAAUUCUAAAUUCGUAUUUUUGCCCAAAAGUACUUCUUUUUUGAAAAGGUCAUAUAUAAAUUGAAAUAAAAGAAAUCCAGUUUUUGUUCCAAAUUUCUUAUGAACCUAUUACCCAACUAAGUUAAAAAGUAAAAAAAAUCUCAUUUUUAUAUAUCAGUUCUAGCUUUAUUUUUUUCACAAAAAAAUUAUAUUUAAAGGUUGAUUUUCAGCAACUUCGAUGCAAAAACGGUCACAUUUAUUCAAGAAGGGCGAGACACUGUUUGAAAACCAACAAAAUAUUCUUCGAACAUUUCUGA
Molecule: messenger RNA, 4466 nt
Organism: Caenorhabditis auriculariae
Lineage: Eukaryota; Metazoa; Nematoda; Chromadorea; Rhabditida; Rhabditidae
Source: the annotation of a GenBank genome assembly